GACACGUGAGUUCAGCUGUUUGGUCUUGGUCCUAGAUUGUGUUUGUCACAAUCCCUUCUGCUCAUUUGCGCUCCCAAAGCGAAAACCCAGAAAUUUACUUUGAAAAAGGAACGAAAAGAUCGAAGCUUUGAAGCCAUGAAAAACUUAAAAUGAAUAUUUAAUCUACUUCCCAUGUCGAAAUCAUUGAUUCAACGCAUUUCUCCAUUUUUAAUAGCUCGAAUCAAGCAAAACCAUCAGCUUCUAAGGUCGUCUUUUUCUUCGUCUUCUUCAGCUCUUCAUGAGGCUUCUUCUGAAUCUCCCUCUCUCGAUGCAGUUAACAUGACUGAUAAUUGCGUCAAGAGAAUGAAAGAACUGCAAGCAAGUGAAAAAUCAUCUGAGGAUAAGAUGCUCCGGCUGAGUGUGGAAACCGGAGGAUGUUCGGGGUUUCAAUAUGUGUUUGAUUUGGACGACAAAACAAACCCGGACGACAGAGUUUUUGUAAGGGAAGGAGUAACGUUGGUAGUUGAUGAUAUUUCCUAUGAUUUUGUAAAAGGAGCAACAGUAGAUUAUGUCGAGGAGUUAAUUCGUUCUGCAUUCGUGGUGACAACAAAUCCUAGUGCAGUUGGAGGGUGCAGUUGUAAAAGUUCUUUCAUGGUGAAACAGUAGAUCUUACAAGUUCAUUGCUCAUACUAUAGCGGCCAGGUUGAGAGUUUGAGUUGGCCGAAUGGAUUCACUAAAUCGAUUUUCUUACCCGAUCAUGAUAUUUAUUUGGAUGCAAACCUAAUAAGCAUGCUUAUUUCUCCUAGCUCUGUGUUAUCUGCA
Messenger RNA from Hibiscus syriacus, 801 nucleotides. RefSeq names its product iron-sulfur assembly protein IscA-like 2, mitochondrial. Gene Ontology annotation, biological process: iron-sulfur cluster assembly. Gene Ontology annotation, cellular component: mitochondrion. Lineage: Eukaryota; Viridiplantae; Streptophyta; Magnoliopsida; Malvales; Malvaceae. Gene Ontology annotation, molecular function: 2 iron, 2 sulfur cluster binding; 4 iron, 4 sulfur cluster binding; iron ion binding. The transcript is spliced from 4 exons. The record is from RefSeq and is a predicted model, not a curated record. Bases 172 to 645 code for a protein of 157 amino acids.